GAGACCAGACUCACGCAGCCUGGCUGCCUCAAGGUCUGGCUUGUGCUAAUUUCUCUCUUUCCCAGGUUCCCUUGAGCCCUCACCCGUCCUUCAACUGCCACAAUGAGAUAUAUGCCAGAACUCAAAAAGUCCCACCCGCAUUUCCUGAGGAGUUUUGCAGUGUGCGACAUUCCUCUGGACCACAUAUGCAGCCACGACAUCAGCAGAGAUCAGUGCAAGGGACUCGGGCGCUGCUUUCACAGAGGUGUCUGCAAUGAAAAGUCAGUUUCCAUUUAUGUGCACGUGUUUUGUGCCUUGAUCCUGAUCAUUGCUGCAGCCUUUAUUAUCACCAUGAUUUACAGAGUUGUCCAAGAAAGGAAAGAAAAGGAAGCCACUAUGGAAUUGCCUUUGUCAUUCAAGUCUGGAGGUGAAGUCGCGGCAGCUGCUGCUGCCCGUAAGCUGGCAGUGUUGAAGGCUCGGACUGCCAGAGCACUGCCGUGUGCCGGAUGUGCCAGGAACACCGAUAAGACAACAGUGACAGUAAUGAAUACUGAAGAAACUAAGGAUUGAAAUGCAUGAUGAAGAAAACGUGAAGAUUGGCAGAAAUAUCCAAAUGAAACAGUACCAUUGUGAACCACUCUUAAACAUGGCAUGGAAUGACUACCCAAUUAGGAAAACA
Myotis myotis is the source of this 658-nucleotide messenger RNA. It is a transcript of the gene TEX29, whose product is annotated as testis expressed 29. NCBI's taxonomy places the organism in Eukaryota, Metazoa, Chordata, Mammalia, Chiroptera, Vespertilionidae. The transcript has 5 exons. The record is from RefSeq and is a predicted model, not a curated record. Bases 103 to 549 code for a protein of 148 amino acids.